UAAACUGCUUCAUUCAAAAACGCUGUCAUCCUGUGAGCCUCAAUGAUAUGGCAGCUCUCAGCCAAUCUGUGACCAGCGCGCAAAGAUCAAAGAGGAGUCGAGCCAACCAUCUCUGCUCCAAACACCCAUCCCGAGAUGGAGCUCCUCUUCGGCCUAUAUAUUCAUGUGAGCUCGCUGUGGCACCGUGAGAGUGAAGUUGUCUUUGUGAAUACAUGAGAAGAGGGAAGGGAAGGGGCAGAUUUAGGUUCCACAAUAAGCCCCGUGUUCGCAACGAUUCAACCCUGGAACUGCUGGAGAGGAUGGCGACAGGCGCUGGCGACUGUGUCAGCAAGGCCGUUCAGUAUCGGGUGGAUCAUCUUCUCAGUGCGGUGGAGAGUGAGCUGCAGGCCGGCAGCGAGAAGGGGGACCCCACGGAGAGGGAGCUGAAGGUGUCGUUGGAUGAGAGCGAGCUGUGGCAAAAAUUUAAGGAUCUGAUAAAUGAAAUGAUAGUCACGAAGAAUGGCAGGCGCAUGUUUCCCGUGCUGAAAGUGAACGUGUCUGGUUUGGACCCGAACGCCAUGUAUUCGUUUUUGUUAGACUUCUCUUCGGCCGACAACCACAGGUGGAAAUAUGUGAAUGGGGAGUGGGUGCCUGGAGGCAAACCCGAACCCCAGACUCCCAGCUGUGUGUACAUCCAUCCAGAUUCUCCAAACUUUGGGGCACACUGGAUGAAAGCUCCCGUCUCCUUUAGUAAAGUCAAACUCACAAAUAAACUCAACGGAGGAGGUCAGGUAAUGUUAAAUUCUCUACAUAAAUACGAGCCACGAAUCCAUAUAGUCCGGGUUGGAGGCCCACGGAGGAUGAUCACCAGCCAUUCCUUUCCAGAAACACAGUUCAUCGCAGUGACAGCUUAUCAAAACGAAGAGAUAACAGCCCUGAAAAUAAAGUACAAUCCUUUUGCCAAAGCCUUUCUGGAUGCAAAAGAGAGGAGUGACAGUAAAGACCUGAGGGAAGAUGCCAAUGAAAAUCAACAAUCGGGUUACUCUCAGUUAGGUAGCUGGUUUAUUCCUGGCACAGGCUCCCUCUGCCCUCCUGCCAGUCCCCACAGUCAGUUUGGGAGUCCCAUUUCCCUCUCGCCGUCCCAUGGCUGUGAGCGUUACUCCACCCUUAGGAACCACCGCUCUGCCCCUUACACCAGCCCGUACGCCCAUCGCACCAACUCGCCCACUGGUUACUCUGAUAACUCGUCACCCUGUCUGUCAAUGCUGUCCAGCCAUGACAACUGGUCCAGCCUUCAGAUGCCAGGACAUUCGAGCAUGAUGCCCAUGGCACACAACUCCACCUCUGGCACCAACUCCAGUCAGUACACCAGCCUGUGGUCUGUGAGUAACUCACCCCUGACUCCAGUGUCCCAGAACGGGGGCAUAAACAACUGCCUCAGCUCCCAGUUUCUUCGAGGGUCCGGCAGCCACUACCCAGGCCUGUCACACUCGGUCACAGUGCCCUCCUCUGGCUCUCCCAUGUAUGACACCAGCAGUGCCACAGACGUGCACGACCCUGCUCAGUACGACAGCUCGCCCCACGGUCGGCUGCCUUCAGCCUGGACCCCAGUUACACCUCCGUCCCUUUGAAGGAAGCAUCUCUGCAAGCUGAGGGAAGGAGAGAGAAAGAGUUGUGGUGUAUUGUCGAUGCACUGCAGGGCCUUUAUAGGCUAAAGGAGAUUUAUGGUUGUCAUGGUAAAAUAAACCAAAAGGUAGCUUAUGAGCCUCAAGACCCCAAAACAAUCGCUUUGUUUGACUGACUUGCCAUCUUCAUGGCAAGUAAAUUGAAUAGGCUAGUUUUCCCCCUUUGGUUUAUUUUUCCAUGAUGUAUUUAAAUUUUUGUGAACCAAAAUCUGUUUUAAACUGCUUAUAUUAAGCAAAUACUCUAAGACAUCCACAUCGGUAUGCAAAAAAUCUGUGCAGCUGAUAAAUGCUAAGUGGUUUUUUAAAAUUGUUUAUAAUGUAAAUGAGAAUACGUGCCAAGUCUAUGUACUGUAAAUAGAUGGAGGAAGCUUUUUGUACCACAGUAUGACAGUUUGAAAUAGUUAUGUGUGAUGUGAGUUUCGGAUUAAACGAAAAGGAGUAUGUAAUGUCUAAUCUUGCUAUGCAUACGGUAUCCAAUUUUCCGUGUCAUUAAAAAAAAAAAACAUAUAUUGUA
Mugil cephalus (flathead mullet) is the source of this 2178-nucleotide messenger RNA. It is a transcript of the gene tbxtb, whose product is annotated as T-box transcription factor Tb. The transcript has 8 exons. NCBI's taxonomy places the organism in Eukaryota, Metazoa, Chordata, Actinopteri, Mugiliformes, Mugilidae. Gene Ontology annotation, cellular component: nucleus. Gene Ontology annotation, molecular function: RNA polymerase II cis-regulatory region sequence-specific DNA binding; DNA-binding transcription factor activity, RNA polymerase II-specific. Bases 213 to 1610 code for a protein of 465 amino acids. Gene Ontology annotation, biological process: heart morphogenesis; cell fate specification; positive regulation of DNA-templated transcription. The record is from RefSeq and is a predicted model, not a curated record.